AGAUCCUUGAAAUUUUAUUUAGUCCUGCCCCAGCUGUGAAAGUGAUAAAACCUAAAGUAAUAGUAUAACCUAUAUCCAAAGAACCAAUAACUGUGAAAACUUCUGCUUUAAAAUGAAAAUGUUUAACGAAAAUCUUUUCCUUACGUCGACGGUGUCUCAGUUUCCGUUGGAAACAUAUCGGAUUUACCCCAUAAAGGGUGGCAUUGACUUUGGCGAAUUCUUUGAUCAAUGCGAAAUGAAUCUUGUUCAAACUUUAUUCAAAUGCUUGACCGAAUACAUAAACAUCAAAUUCAACCUCAAAGUAUUUGUGUCAUACACCCGAGAAGAUGAGGAAGGAAACCUUUUGUUAAUGGAAAAACAUUUUGAAGCUCCAUAUAUGGUUACAAACUGUAUAAAGUCCGCACUCAAAGAAUUGGGCGAGGCUGUUACCAGCUUAAAUACCAUGAGCACUGAGUUUAUGAGCAAGGAUUCGGGCUGGUCCAUACAUACUCUGGAAUAUUUUGAGAUCACCGCCAUAAAAUUGGAUGAAUUGCCAAAGCCAGAUGCAACGGAGCAUGCAGAGGUCGAGGCCUCAUAUCCCGAACCAAAUUCCAAAAUGGCUUUUCAAUCAUUUUACAAAAACAUAACACCGCCGAUUGUGAUCUAUGCUGGAAUAAAGGUGGUGGAAGGAAACUAUCAAGACGUUUCCAUGUCCUCCACUAAGGAAGUGCAAACUCCCACCGCUUGUGCAGCUUCAUUUUACAUAAUUCAUCACUACAAUAAUAGUAUGAACGAAAUGUUUACAUUCGAAGGUUCUGACUGCUUAAAAAUGUUUUGUAGCAAGCUUAAUGAAGAAACCACAAGACUCUAUGACAAAUAUUGGAAAAGGGAAAGGAUGCCAAACAUGAUGUUUGGUAAAAGUUAUAUAGAAAAUGAAAAAUGCUUUGUAUGUGAAAGAUCAAUCAACCCGGAAGAAUGGGACGUAUGCUUCAAUCAAUUCAAUGGGAAAGCAAUGGGGCCUGUUCAUUCAGCCUGCAAGUUAGAGUACAAAUUAUUAGACCCAUCGUUCCCAGUUAUUUUCGAAAAUUUCACGACACACACUAUGAACUUAUUAUUGAGUGAAUUAGGAGAAGAUAUGGAACUUCUCCCAGAUGAUACGGAGUUAUAUUCUACAAUAACCCAACGAGUUCAACUUGACACCACAAAUUCUUACAAAAUAUGUUUCCUAAACAAAAACAACUUUUUUAACUUCAACCUCGAGUACAUGGGGAGUUACAUGGACGUACAAGAUUUUCAGCAUUUAAAAACCAGGUUUCCAGGAAAUAAAUCGGAUAUGAUGUUUCGGAAAUUUGUAUAUCCGAACGACUACAUGGAUAAUCUUGAUAAGUUAAAAGAAACAAAGCUUCCGGACAUAAAUCAAUUUUUUAACACCCAUGACGGUGAUAAGGAUAAUAUUGAGGAUUAUUACUUUGCCCAAAAAGUGUGGACAACUUUUGGUUGCACUAACAUUCUCGAGUAUAUUAAGUUGUACUUGGAAAGAGAUGUUAUUAUUUUGGCUGAUGUAUUCGAGAAUUUUAGAAAUACUUGUAAUAAAAUAUACAACUUGGAGCCUGUACACUAUGCCACUGCCGAUUCAAUGUCGUGGGACGCGAUGCUAAAAUGCACCAAAGUGCAACUAGAUUUAAUCAGUGAUCCUGAAAUGGCCAAAUUUAUAAACUCAGCCAGGCGUGAAGGGCUAAUGCAAUGCACCACACGGAUGAUGGAAGCCAAUAAUAAAUACAUGCAGAACUUCAAUCCCAGAAAGCCAAUUAAACAUUUGACAUGUCUUGAGGCCAAUAAUUUGUACGAAUGGGCGAUGAGUCAAUUAUUGCCAUUCUCACAUUUCAAAUUCUUAAGCAGCAACGAAAUCCAGACACUUGAUUUUCAAAACAUAUGUCCAGAUGGCGAAAUAGGAUAUCUUCUAGAAGUGGAUUUGAAGUAUCCCCAUCAUCUGCAUAAUCCCCAUAACUUCUUGCCAUUUUGCCCCAUCAACAGGAUACCGCCUGGAAAAAAGAUCUCCAUCGUGAUGGCAGAUUUGAAUGAUAAAAAGAACUAUAUUUUACACUUAAAACAUCUGCAACUAUGUUUACAACAAGGACUGAUUCUUGAAAACAUACACAGGGUAUUGUCCUUUCAGCAAUCCUGUUGGCUAAAGCCGUACAUUGACUUGAAUCUAAAUCAAUCGUCUAAAAAUGAAUAUGAAACGAGAUUUUUUGAAUCCAUGAACUACGCCAUAUAUAAGAGAAGUAUGAAGAAGCCAGAAGAAUGCUGUGAAAUAGUCCUGAUUUCGAAAAAUAAUUCGAAACAAAACGAUUUUUUAAAACUUAUAGCUAACAAUGAUGUUCAAAGUGUGGAUAUAUUCGGAGAAAAUUUAGCUUCGAUUAAGAAAAGAACUUCCAAUGUUUUCUACAAUGAACCAACAUACAUUGGUGUUGCCGUUUCUGAAUUAACAAAAUGGAAAAUGUACAAUUAUUAUUAUAACUUCCUGCUUGUCAAGUGCCCUUCCCUCGAGAAGGCCUAUAUGGACAAUAACCUAUUUAUCGUGUCUAUGGAAGAAGAUAUUUACAGUUUUAUCCAGGAGAAUCCUGACCAUUUCGAUACUUCCAAUUUUGAUGACAAUAGAUUCAAUAUAGAACCAAAAAAUAAAAACAAGCUAGGUCUUUUAAAAGACAAAUCUGCAGGUCGUAUAAUGGCAGCAUUUGCUGGACUAAAAACUAGAGUUUACACUUGUAUGCAAGAAGAUGAAGAUAGUGAUUGAAAUGUGUUAGAUUUAUGCUUUAAGAUUUGUAUAAAUAAAAAUUGUAUAAUUA
Molecule: messenger RNA, 2828 nt
Organism: Drosophila ananassae
Lineage: Eukaryota; Metazoa; Arthropoda; Insecta; Diptera; Drosophilidae
Exons: 2
Coding region: 113-2776 (887 amino acids)
Source: RefSeq, a predicted model, not a curated record